Molecule: messenger RNA, 2234 nt
Organism: Rhipicephalus microplus (southern cattle tick)
Lineage: Eukaryota; Metazoa; Arthropoda; Arachnida; Ixodida; Ixodidae
Source: RefSeq, a predicted model, not a curated record
GAAGCGAAGCCUGGACGUGCUAGCGAAAUCUGACCGCAUUCAGGCCUGCCGUCUUUGUGAAAAAUGCUCUCUCCGCUCCGAUGGCCGACUCUCGUCCUUGUGGUCGCUGCCCACGCCGCCUUAAUCAGUGGCCAGGGGAUGGUCAAAAUUCCAGCCUCCUUCCAAGCUGUUGGCCAAGCCUACACUGUGAAUAAAUGUUCACCCGAGGCCCGCUCCAGCGAAUCUGGAGUAGCAUCAGAAUUCAGGGAGAGCUACCUAAAAAAUUUCAAGACGGGACACGGCCGAGCGUCUCUCGUCAUUGACCUCGGUGUUAUGGAAACAUUGCGCUAUAUUGAAGACGAAGCUCUCAACCAGACUGUACAGAUCAGCAGCCAACUGUGCUCCCGGGUAGACGCGGACAUGGUGAACACGUUCAACUUCCACUUACUCAAGGGUCUCAAUGGUUCCAUGGUGUUCCCGAUACGUCAGAUGCUGAGCAUGCCUCCGUCCAACGAGAGGCCCGUCACAGGAACGUGCCGGGGUAUGCCAUGCAUAACGUGGACGUACAGGCGAAAUCCUGUCAAAAGGACGGACGACGAUGGCGCAGUAAUAGAGACUAUCGAUGUCUACUACGCAGUGUGGACCGAUUUCACAGAGAAAAAUUCCUGGUACUCGAUGUCCGCUGAACGCAAUGUUCCUAUUGAGCUCCGAAUGUGUCGCCAGGAAAAGGUCAGGCGACCAGGCGAGAACAGCACUGAAAUCACCGAGAAGCUCAACGUGAUGGAGAUAAUGCAAUUUACUCACGAACAAGUAAACGCCGAAGAUUUGGAGUACCCGGACGGAGUGUACUGCGAAGGCUUUGCCGCCGAAGAAUGGAAACCGGACGCGUCUCCUCUCAACUACCUCAGCUACUUAGCAGAAGUCACUGUUGACGCGAAGAAUGACCGGGCUGUUGCUGACUCACGUGUUCGCAUGGACACCACAGAAAGGCUUUACCGGAUUGAUUUCAGCUCGGAGACGUCAAGCAUCAACGAUUUUGCCCUGCCACAAGGCGUGAGAUCUGUGAACCGCAUAAUAUCAGGAACUCACGAGCUUGUGUUCGACAUACAACACUUGAAGAGGGGAGUGACGCGAUGCCAAAACAGAACAUUGAGAAGACUGCCCUUCAUGAUGGAGUCCAUUAUAGAAUUCCAGGAUGUACCGAAUCUUUCGCCCACGCUUUUCUUCGGCACAGACAGGACUAAAUAUUUUCUGAAGAAACAGACGCGCAAGCGAGGAAUUCCCUGCAACGUGUGGCAAGGCAAACGGACCGACUGGCCAUCACGAGCGAAUAUCACCACCGUAUGGGAGUGGUGUGUAGGCGAGCAGAAGAAAAAGCAAACUUUUGGCAUGUGGGACUCCCCCAGUCUCCCUUUGGUCAGCUUGGAAAUCUACAACGCGCACACUGACGAUACCGCAGCGGGCGGCGAAGGAAGCACCGAUUGGGAGAAGCUGACGUUCUCCUUCUACAGAGUGGACAGAGCCAACAAGUGGGUCAUGGAUCUGCAGGCCUUCGAUGUCACUGACUGCAUGGGAGACAAUGUUUAUCCGAUGCAGUUCGAGUUGGCGUAUCCGGAAGCCAAGCAUGAAGACGUGGUGAGCAUCGCCGCCGAGCCAAUUUUUCUGGCCAUGUGCAAAUCGGAGAUAGUGCGCAGCUUGAAAUCGAAUCUCGGAACACUUCGAAUCGGACGCUUGCGCGCUGUAUUCGACGAACAAAGAAAGAUGUACAUCCAGUUUUCAUUACUUGAUGGAUUCCCUUCCGUUAGAGAUGAGCCGACACUUGAGAAAAUGAAGGCAUCACUUCAAAAAGCUGUGGACGAAGGGUCACUGAAUGUCAAAGUCAAUUCGCCGGGAAAAAAGGAGGAGAUCGUAUUUACAGUCCGUGCCAAACACGCUCCGGAUCACCGAAGACGAAUUUCCGGAGGGAAAGGCAUCUAGCGCUUCCCUUUCCAGCCUGAAGAAUACAGCUGGCUCGGCGACAAUACGACGGUGCUAAGGGCGCCACCUGCUCUUUUCUACAGAUAUGAACGACGCUAUCAAUCGGUCCUUCCGAAGAACGAUACGUUUGCGAAAAACUGUGAAAAUUGCGAGUUUUGCAGGCGGAGCUGUUCUACUGUUCAUCAUGGGCGCUCUUGUUGGUGCAAUAUCACUGCGCCUACAGCGGAUUGUACGGUAGAAAUGGCAAAAAAUAAAGAGAGUGAAAGUGACUGUGUCAA